Molecule: messenger RNA, 909 nt
Organism: Hypomesus transpacificus
Lineage: Eukaryota; Metazoa; Chordata; Actinopteri; Osmeriformes; Osmeridae
Gene: ptges3l
Product: prostaglandin E synthase 3 like
Exons: 7
Coding region: 189-662 (157 amino acids)
Biological process (GO): protein folding; chaperone-mediated protein complex assembly
Cellular component (GO): nucleus; cytosol
Molecular function (GO): protein-folding chaperone binding; Hsp90 protein binding
Source: RefSeq, a predicted model, not a curated record
AAUGCCUCCGUUUUCCCGAGAGUUCCAUAGACAGCCCUGCCUAUAAAAAGGAAGGGGUCUGAGAGUGGUAUGUACCCCUAGCAGCUGAUACCGGCCAUCCCUAAAAAUAGAGCAAGGCCUUGUAGACCAGACUAGUUCUCUUGCGUCCUUGCAGUUUGACACAAAAGGAUUGUUAAGACGAUUUCAACAUGCCAAAGAUUGUCAGACCUGAAGAUUGUCAGCCAGCACAUGCACUAUGGUACGACAGGAAGAAAUAUGUCACUAUCAACUUCAUGGUGCAGAAACCAAGGGAUGUUCAGGUUGAAAUUCUGAAUAACAAAAUGGUUUUAUGUUGUAAAUCAGAUGAUGAAACCAUCUACAAUGAGAUUUACUUUUAUGACGAGGUGCAAAAAUUCGACUCUAGAGAGAAAGUCUAUGAUCGCAGCAUAAACGUACUUCUGAGGAAGAUUACACCAGAUGUUGCCUGGCCUCGACUUCAGAAAGAUACUGCCAAGCCAAGUUGGAUAAAUGUGGACUUUGAUAACUGGAGAGACUGGGAACACGAAGAGGAUGAGGGAAUGGCAGAGUUCGAGCAAUAUGCUGAUAUGAUGCAGGAGAUGACCAGCAAAAACAAAAGUGGGCCGCCAGCCAUGGAUGAUCUUUUCGAUCUGGAUGAUGACUGAUCAUCUUAUUGCUUUUUCCGGUUGGCAAAACGAAAAGAACGACUAAAAGAAGAUUCCUCAGGAGAACAUUUGAAAAACUUGACAAAAGUUUCAUAUGUUUAUUCUUUUUGUAUUAUUUUGGACGAUAAUUGCUGAAAAAGUGAAGCCCUGUUUGACACUGCCUAUCUGUAGAUGUAUUGUUUAAUGUGUGUGUAUCAUUUUCUAUGAUAUAUUAUUUAUCAAAUAAAUAAAAUCAUGUAUUUUCUCA